Molecule: messenger RNA, 4327 nt
Organism: Egretta garzetta (little egret)
Lineage: Eukaryota; Metazoa; Chordata; Aves; Pelecaniformes; Ardeidae
Gene: SLC25A51
Product: solute carrier family 25 member 51
Exons: 2
Coding region: 490-1458 (322 amino acids)
Source: RefSeq, a predicted model, not a curated record
AUAUGUGUUUUGUUUUAAAAAUAAAUUGUGUACUUGGUCGAAAUCAUCUGUCAGGCUGCUUUGUGAAAUGCAAGUUGUUUCUGUACAGCCUCUGUCGUGCAUCCUCUCCGUAACGCCCUGCAGUGCUGCACCUUGAGAAACAGUUCCUCGCACUGAGCAGGGGUGUCAGCCCCCAAUACCACUCUGAGAUGAUGGGAAUCUCAUGGACCUUUCUGGUGGGGAGUGCCUGAAGUUCACAAAUCACCACCAGUCUCCCUUGAUUGUUAGCGAUUUAACUCAAGCUGUGCUGUAAUGGAAGUUAAAAUUUGGAUCAGCUGCAAAAAUGUGUUUUUAUAAUGAAGUAAUCCCAUUUUAAAUGAUGAGCAGGCAUUGCUUGGUAAUGAUUACUUCAGCACUUCUCUGCUUUAUUUGGUAGAACUGUUUCUGUUUACGUGUCCUCCAGGACCUCAGAUCCAGGCAAGCUCAAGGUCUUAAGCUGCUCAACAGAACAUGAGAAUCAAGUGUGGGCUCAAGAUGCCGUCUUUGCCUGUGGAUGAGGCUGCAGGGAGGAGAACUGAGGGAUACUACAGUAAGAAAAACAGUAAGAUGGAUUCAGAAGGUUCUGCGCCAACCAGUUCAAAGGAACAUCUAAGCAAUGAUGUAAUGGCUACCUCUGGUAAGCACUACCUUUGUGGCUAUUGUGCGGCCUUCACAAACAUAGCAGUUACUUUUCCCAUCCAGAAGGUCCUCUUUCGACAGCAGUUGUAUGGUCUGAAAACAAAGGAUGCAGUACAUCAGCUGCAGAAAGAUGGAAUUCGAAAUCUCUAUCGUGGCAUCCUUCCUCCAUUAAUGCAGAAAACGACAACGCUGGCUCUAAUGUUUGGCUUGUAUGAAGAUUUCUCCUCCCUGCUCCAUAGCCACCUGAGUGCCCCCGAACUCCUCACUCGCAGCAUGGCAGCAGUGCUUGCAGGGACCACAGAAGCUGUUCUUACGCCCUUUGAGCGAGUUCAGACUUUGCUUCAGGACUACAAACACCAUGAUAAAUUUACAAACACUUACCGGGCUUUUAAGGUACUGAAAGUCUACGGGAUGAGAGAAUAUUAUCGGGGAUUGGUGCCUAUUCUGCUCCGAAAUGGACCUAGUAAUGCACUCUUCUUUGGCCUACGGGGACCUAUCAAACAGUGUCUGCCUGAAGCAACUUCUUACAGUGCUCAUUUGGUCAAUGACUUCAUCUGUGGAGGGCUGUUGGGUGCCAUGCUGGGAUUCCUGUUUUUCCCAGUGAAUGUUGUAAAAACUCGCAUGCAAGCUCAAAUUGGUGGUGAAUUUCAGUCCUUCUCAAAAGUCUUCGUGAAGAUUUGGCUGGAACGUGAUAGAAAACUGAUCCACCUUUUCAGAGGAGCCCAUCUGAAUUACCAUCGCUCUGUCCUGUCCUGGGGCAUAAUCAAUGCAACAUACGAGUUCCUGCUAAAGCUGUUGUGAGAACCACGAUCUUCGUUCAGCUCUUCUGUUCAUUUGGGUCUUGGCACAUACGAUGUUACUUAAUGGCAGGGAACAGUGCCUGCGUAGUGUUAAAGGUAGUUAGUCUUGGCCUUCAAUAUUUAUGGAGUAAAUGGUGAUGCAUCUAAACCUUGGUGCAAUUAAAAUGCACUUUUUAAAGUAUUUAUUUGCUGGCAGGUGAGUUUACCCACAAUGGAGCUACUAGACAAAUGCAACGUUAAAAAAAAAAAACAAAAACCAAAACCAAAAAAACUGUUAUAUUGGUCCAGCAGCUUCCUCUGUAUCACUCCCAAAAUUUCUUUAUGCUCCGUGAUGGAAUGUGCUCCGCUGUCCACAUUGUAGAACAUGAAAAUUGAGGAGGGGCUGAUGAAAAUUGAUUCCCUUGCCUGAUAAACUUCAAAAUCUUGAUUUAAGAACUGUGUUUUCAAAUGUUACAGGGUCCUGAGUACUCCUUGUUGUUUAAAGCUAAAAGGACAGAUCCAGAUGAGGAUGAUGAAGUUUAGAACUUCAAGCUUAAACUAAGCCUACACAAGCUCUUCUGCCAGCCGUUUCGAUGCUCGGCUUUAAGAUGAACAUUUCAUUCAGCUGUGUAAGAUUGGUUACUAAAUGUUUAACUCCAGUUCCAAGUGGGGUCUCUGUGUGUGUACAUGUACAUGUGUGCCUUCAUGUGAAAAAGGGAAAGGUGGAAGGAAUGAAACAGCAAAUCCUCUAAAGCUUUAAAGUGUCCUUCCUUGUUAAAAAACCUUCUACUUGUAAACAUGGAGUUUGUUCUGCUUUUUUUUUUUUUCUCCAUUGCUGCUCUUUCUGUUGCUUGCAGUUUCGGGGCCAGAAAGAAGAUGACCCUUUCUGUCAUGCUCAUGAAAUAGUUCAGCUUCCUGCAGUUGUGAAAGUUCACAAACACUGCUCUUCUGUACUGAAGUAUCUUGUCUUUGGAAAUUACUUGUGUUUCGUUUGGGGUGUGGAGUAAUGGAUCACAACAAGGUAUUUACCUGAAACUUGGAAUUCUUCCUACUUGAUGUGUACUCUUAACAGUUCUGUAAGACCACAUUGUGCAGCAGCACUGACAAGAUGGGGUUUCUGGGUAUUGCCCACAUCACAAGGUGUGUGGGUGUAGCAGAGGUGACAGCCAAAGACAACCUUAGAAGCAGCUAGGUAGGAAAGAUAAAGCAUUUGGAGGUGUGUGUAAGGACUUCUGUAAGUGAGUAUUAAAAAGACAAAUGCGAAGUAGUGUGUGUUUUUACAGGCAGAGUUGAAUUAUUUAAGACUUAGAGAAAGGGACAGACGAGCAAGCAUGACCAUAAAGCAGGUGAGGGUCUUAACAAACAGCAUUUCAUUCUCCUUGGGGAUUUUAUUUUAUGAAACUGUGUAUAUAAAACAAAAUCUUUUGGAUGGUGGAGCAGGAAAGCUUUCAGAAACUGGUCUGAAUUAGUCUUUUCCUAAGUUUUGAAGCAGGUAUCACUUUUUUUAAUCUGAGUUUUCCACUUGCUAAACAGUCCUCAAAUAUUGAUUCUAAUCAGUGUGUUAUAAUAUACUCCCUGGCUUCACAGUCAGAAACGGCCAGGCACAAGUGAGCAUUCUUGUAUCCAAAUGUUGUGCUUAUCUGCAUUUAAAUAAAAUGUUUACUGAAUGUUUGUUACGGCAGAAUUUGAUUUUUACCAGUGUACUGGGGUUUUUUGUAAUCACUCCUUGAUGGAAUAAAAAAUAAUUGCAUCCUGUUUGUCUGUGGAAGAUAUUGUAUACUUCUCUAACACUGGGAAACCUGAAGCAGUGUAGGGUGACAGUUCUAACAUAAGCCCACCACUAAUUAGUGAUUGGUGUUACUAUAGCAAAAAGGAAAGUGAAGUCCUGCUCCGUUGCUGUCUCUGCUUGCGUGGCAUGGUUAGAUGGAGUGUGCUGCAGGUCUCAUGAGCUAGGCUCAGGUAUUGUCUUUGCUUCAUAACCACUGACCAUUCUACAACACAAUCGGCAGAAUUGUGUGCUUAACAAAUUGCAGAUGGUUUAUGUGUAAGAGGACAGAUACUAUAAUCAGUGAAGGGAGGGGUCCAGUGAGUUUUGGCACACGAGUUACUGUGAGAAGCAAUGUUUAGUCUGCUAAACAGAAUGUGUUGUCAGUCCAGCAAGAGAGCAGAGGAGUUGCGAUGCUUCAACUAACGUGAGAGCAACUCUGUCCAGGUGAGUUCCAAGAUUGUUUCCAGUGUUAACAGGCUGACUAUAAGCAGGCUGCCUCGGCUCCCUGCUUCAUACAGUUGCAUUUAAGAAUACAAGUGAUACUUGGCAAGGAUCAGGACAGCGUAGAUCUUCAAACCAAGCCUAGCCAGCAGUGUUUCUGUGUGGUGUUUUGCAUGCAGGGCAGUGUUACUGCAGGUAGCGUGAAGGAGAAAGUGUAGCAGAGAGAAGUGGCCUUGGCCCCUGUUACCUUCCCUGGCAGCUUAGCACGCUUUCCAUGGGACAGCGCGGGAGUGGGAGCCUCAGUCUUUUGUUGCUUGUCUCAUCACGGUGGUGCUACAGAUAGAUACAAGGGGAACUAAACUAGGAUGUUGCCUGAACAGCUAGAGGGUCAAACCUCAAUUGCUGCCUGUUCUCUAAAAACAGACAGCUGGGACUCAUACUGAGGUUUGACCAUCUGCUAAACCAGGAUUUUAAACAUAAUUGCUGGUGCUUUGGUUGCUCGUCUUGGUGGACUCCAACAAUCAUUUCCAGCUAAAGAAGGGAAGGGGAAUUCCAACAACAGGAAUACUGCAGUGAGAGAGACUAAUAGAGCUAGACUUAGGGUAAUAACUGCUUUGAGCAAAGGAGGGCAGUAUUGCAAAAUACUGUUCUGUUCCUUUGAGACGCAUUGCUAUUCCAAAGA